AUGAGCGAGGCGGGGUCGGUUGCCAUCCAGCACCAGCUAAACGCCAACUACUACCUCAAUACUGCCUCCUUCACGCUCCUCUUCUACGACUACCUCCUCACCCUGCCGUUGGAGACCGCGCGGUUUUGGCCCGCAGCCAGCAGGCACCGUGUCUCAGCGGUGAACGUGCUGUUCUUUGUGAACCGCUACGGCACCCUCUUCGGGAAUAUCCCGGUAGUAAUGCAGUAUUUCUGGACCGGGCGGCCGAGCGCAGUCAAACUAUCCGUUUGCAUCUCCCUCCACACCUACCACCAGUACUUUGCCGUCGUCACACAGAUCAUCAUUGGCAUAAUGCUUAUCCUCCGCACCUACGCGCUUUACGAGCGCAAUCGCCGCGUUCUGACGCUCAUGGUCUGCGUGGCAGCCGCAGUCAUCGCAGUCGGUGCCUGGGCCGUGCUUGCGCCAACCCACGUCCCCGAAGACGCACCGCGGAUAUCGCUCUACAUCGGGUGCUUCUCUGCCGUGAAUGAGUCCCAAACGACCCGGCUGGCGAUUGCGUGGGGCGCCGGCACAUCGGCCGCGGCGGGGGGGCAGGGGGAGCGAACUGGUCGGAGUGCUUUUACGCGACGGAUCGAUAUACUUUGGUGUGAUACUGCUGUCAACGAUCUCCAACAUUCUGACCUUUGUACUUGCCGCCCCUGUCACCCGGGGCCUGCCCACGACCUUCACCAACGUCAUUUCCUCGAUCAUGAUCUCCCGCCUGAUGCUCAACCUCCGCGACCCGGCACUCGCGAGCAUGUCCGGCCGCGGCGGCAGUACCUCGCGGACACAGACGUUCACGGCCCCCGACUCGGUGGGUAUGUUUUCCACGCGCGCGGACGGAGGACUGCCAGGAGCACCUUGGGUUCGGAUGCAUAA
Molecule: messenger RNA, 897 nt
Organism: Mycena indigotica
Lineage: Eukaryota; Fungi; Basidiomycota; Agaricomycetes; Agaricales; Mycenaceae
Exons: 14
Coding region: 1-897 (298 amino acids)
Source: RefSeq, a predicted model, not a curated record